Messenger RNA from Penicillium cataractarum, 711 nucleotides. RefSeq names its product chitin deacetylase CDA4. Gene Ontology annotation, molecular function: hydrolase activity, acting on carbon-nitrogen (but not peptide) bonds. The record is from RefSeq and is a predicted model, not a curated record. Gene Ontology annotation, biological process: carbohydrate metabolic process. The transcript has a single exon. Gene Ontology annotation, cellular component: membrane. Lineage: Eukaryota; Fungi; Ascomycota; Eurotiomycetes; Eurotiales; Aspergillaceae. The coding region runs from base 1 to 711 and encodes 236 amino acids.
AUGAUAUCCAGCAUCCUCUACACAUGCUGUCUGCUAUGCCCUCUAUAUAUAAUCUAUAAACCUCCCCACACACUCAUCAAAUACCUCCAACGCCGCUGGCCGGACGUGCUAUUCCACCACCUAACCACCCAAAAAGUCAUCGCGUUAACCAUCGACGACGCCCCCUCGACACAUACACCCGCCAUCCAGGAACUCCUCCAAUCACACAACGCAACAGCAACAUUCUUCAUAAUCGGCUCCCAAGUACCAGGCCACGAACACGAUCUCUCCAAUCUAAUCCGCCAUGGCAAUGAACUCGCCAAUCACGCCAUGCACGACGAACCGUCACGCGGGCUAAGCGACGCGGCCCUCGCAGAACAAAUCUCCACCGUGGAAGGUAUGAUUCGAGAGGCCUAUCGUGAAACCGGCCAAGACGGACCCGAGAAUUGGUUCUUUCGUCCCGGCUCAGGCUUUUUCAGUUCCCGCAUGCGCGCGCUCGUUAAGGGGUUGGGGUAUCGGUUAGCCCUGGGGGAUGUUUAUCCUCAUGAUCCGCAGGUGCCAUUUGCCAAACUCAAUGCGAAGCAUAUUCUUAGUAUGGUUAGGCCUGGGAGUAUUAUUGUUUGUCAUGAUCGGAGGGAGUGGACGGUGCCCAUGCUGGGGGUGGUUUUGCCUGAGUUACGGCGAAGGGGGUAUCGGGUUGUUACGUUGUCUGAGUUGAUUAAAGAGGGGUGA